Prorocentrum cordatum is the source of this 923-nucleotide messenger RNA. The record is from the annotation of a GenBank genome assembly. Lineage: Eukaryota; Dinophyceae; Prorocentrales; Prorocentraceae.
CGCCACCAUCCCUAUCCGCGGCCAUGGCGUUCGGAAAGGCCGUGUACCUCGCCGCCCUUGCGGCCGGCCGCGCGGCCGCCCAGCAGGACGGCACCCUGCUCCUGCAGUCCAGUGCCUCCCUCGUCGGCGAGCAGGCGCUGUGGGUCGACCUCGAGGGCUCCUUCGAGGAGGGCUCCUUCGGCCAUCUGCCGGAGAGCGCCCCCACGUGGUGCAAGGAGGAGGCGCAGCUGACCUGGAAGCAGAGGAAGGAGCGCAUGCAGCAGCACCUGACCCUCGAGUGGUCGAAGAAGAUGGUGAAGCAGGCGCUCGAGCAGAACCAGACGGUCCCCGAGUGGAUGGACAAGCUCGUGGCCGACGACGAGAGGAGGGGCAAGACGAAGUGGGCGGUCCAGGAGUCGAAGCGCCUCAAGGCCGAGGGCAAGGAGACGCCCAAGUGGAUGGACGAGCUCGUGGAGGAGGACACCAAGUGGGCCAACCGGUGGGCGGCGUGCAAGGCCGCGGAGCUGAAGGAGGCGAACCAGGACGUGCCCCAGUGGAUGGCCGAGAACGGCAGGAAGGGGGUCCUCGAGGCGGCGACCGAGAAGGCGGCCGAGCUCCAGGAGGAGAUCGACGAGAUGCAGGAGGAGAAGGACCAGGAGUCGGCGCUGGUGGAAGCCCAGGGCGACGUGGAGGCCGCCGGCCAGAGGAUGCUGGCAAAGAAGCGGGAGUUCUCGGCGAGGAGCGUGAGCUCGCAGUUCCGCGUCCUGGAGGGCGCCCUGGAGGAGCUCGAGCAGGCCGAGGGCGAGAUGGUCCGCGCAGGCAACGGCCCGACCCGCAGGUUCAAGCAGGCCCUCCAUCGGGCCAGGAGCGCGUCCGACCUGCUCAACCAGCUCCUGGAGCGCAAGGCGGGGGUGCUGUCCGCCCAGAUGACGGCGGCGCAGUGA